AUGUCCCAAAUGCAAGAUAUAAAAGCUAAACAAACAAAAGAUGAAGGUGGAAGCGAAGAUAAACCUUCGGAUAAGAAGACUAAAGUAGAAAAAGGAAGGGAAGAACAGGAAAAGUCUGGGAGUGGGUAUUUAGGAGAAGAAAAGUUGAAUAUGAACAAGCUAACGACGGUCGGAGGAACAGAUAACCAGCAAACGGCAUCUGCUGCUUUAUCGCAACAGCAACAGCCUCAGAAAGCGCCUCCACAAAUUCCACCAUAUAUGGGUUAUUAUAAUGGAGUGAUGCCACCAUUCUAUCAAUCGUUUCCGUAUUCCAAUGUUUCGAAUGCUCCAUAUAAGUAUUACGGACCUAAAGUUAGCCAAACGUAUAGCGGAACUACGACGAAUCAAAUUCCACAAGAAAGUCACCAACCAAACUACCAGACAAUUCAACCGCAACUUCAGGGGCAAUCACAAGCACCCGCUCAGAACCAAUUGCAGCCUUCAGCAAAACAGCCGCAAAUGUCCUCCCAGCAAGUACAGGCACUUCAGGACCAUCAGCAUCACCACCAACAAAUGUCGCUACCACAACAUAAUUCGCCCCAUGGUAUCGGGGUAGAAAAUUUUCAAAUAUCUCAGUAUCAACCCACAAAUACCUUUAAGGUCGGAAGGCCUAAGAAGGCCGAAGACAAAAUCUCGAAGAAUAAAUUCAACUCGAAAUUCAAGACCAAAAGCAUUAAUGACAGGCCUUAUGCGUGCUCAUUUCCAGGAUGUGAUUGGGCAUUUGCAAGGCAGUCUGAUUUAAGAAGACACGCAAAGUCACAUUCAGAACCAAGUUAUCAUUGUCCGUAUUGGAGAAAUGAUCCAACAUGUCAUCGUAAUGGUGGGGCAUUCAACAGAUUGGAUGUUCUUAAGAGACAUUUGAAAUUGGUUCAUUACGUCCAGGAUAAGCACCAAAUAGUUGAUGGUUCUAAAGAAGAUCCUGGGUGGUGCAGGGCAUGUCAAAGAAUGUUUCCCAACUCUAAAACUUUCAUAGAUCAUUGCUUGGAAUGUGCCCAACAGUUAACACCAGCUGAAUGGAAAUCUAAUGAUCCACUGAAACCCGAACAGAACCAUCAAUUAAGCAGCAAUCAUAGUAACCAAGGUAUCCAUAUGUCACACCAGUACAUCUCAAACAAUCCUCAAACCCAUAAUGAUAAUCAAAUCUACCAGAUUUCAGAUAUACCUAAAAUUAACAAUCAGGAUACUAAUAGCAUUUUACAAUCACCACCACCAAACACUGCAAGCUCUGGUAAUAAUGGCCAUGAGAAUUCGUCAAGUGUACAGAAUGAAAAUAAGGAUAAUGAGUCUUUCUUUUUAGAGAAAAUUCCUAGCAAUCCUAAUCAAAACUUUAACGUGUUUAAUAAUGCACCCCAUACAAAUUCAAGCUAUUAA
Messenger RNA from Debaryomyces tyrocola, 1410 nucleotides. NCBI's taxonomy places the organism in Eukaryota, Fungi, Ascomycota, Pichiomycetes, Serinales, Debaryomycetaceae. The record is from the annotation of a GenBank genome assembly.